Messenger RNA from Procambarus clarkii (red swamp crayfish), 2214 nucleotides. The record is from RefSeq and is a predicted model, not a curated record. NCBI's taxonomy places the organism in Eukaryota, Metazoa, Arthropoda, Malacostraca, Decapoda, Cambaridae.
AUGGAUGAUAGUGAAGAUGGUGCCUGGAGGUCACAGAUGGGUGACCUUAGUGAGGGUCACAGAUGGGUGACCUUAGUGGAGGUCACAGCUUCAGAUACACAACAACCGGACACUGCAGCUUCAGAUAUACAACAACCGGACACUGCAGCUUCAGAUACACAACAACCGGACACUGCAGCUUCAGAUAUACAACAACCGGACACUGCAGCUUCAGAUACACAACAACCGGACACUGCAGCUUCAGAUAAACAACAACGGGGCACUGCAGCUUCAGAUACACAACAACCGGACACUGCAGCUUCAGAUACACAACAACCGGACACUGCAGCUUCAGAUACACAACAACCGGACACUGCAGCUUCAGAUACACAACAACCGGACACUCCAGCUUCAGAUAUACAACAACCGGACACUCCAGCUUCAGAUAUACAACAACCGGACACUGCAGCUUCAGAUACACAACAACCGGACACUCCAGCUUCAGAUACACAACAACCGGACACUGCAGCUUCAGAUAUACAACAACCGGACACUGCAGCUUCAGAUAAACCACAACCGGACACUGCAGCUUCAGAUACACAACAACCGGACACUGCAGCUUCAGAUAAACCACAACCGGACACUGCAGCUUCAGAUACACAACAACCGGACGCUGCAGCUUCAGAUAAACCACAACCGGACACUGCAGCUUCAGAUAUACAACAACCGGACACUGCAGCUUCAGAUACACAACAACCGGACACUGCAGCUUCAGAUACACAACAACCGGACACUGCAGCUUCAGAUACACAACAACCGGACACUGCAGCUUCAGAUAUACAACAACCGGACACUGCAGCUUCAGAUAAACCACAACCGGACACUGCAGCUUCAGAUAAACCACAACCGGACACUGCAGCUUCAGAUACACAACAACCGGACACUGCAGCUUCAGAUACACAACAACCGGACGCUGCAGCUUCAGAUAUACAACAACCGGACACUGCAGCUUCAGAUACACAACAACCGGACGCUGCAGCUUCAGAUAAACCACAACCGGACACUGCAGCUUCAGAUACACAACAACCGGACACUGCAGCUUCAGAUACACAACAACCGGACACUGCAGCUUCAGAUACACAACAACCGGACACUGCAGCUUCAGAUAAACAACAACGGGACGCUGCAGCUUCAGAUAAACAACAACCGGACACUGCAGCUUCAGAUAUACAACAACCGGACACUGCAGCUUCAGAUAAACAACAACGGGACGCUGCAGCUUCAGAUAAACAACAACCGGACACUGCAGCUUCAGAUAAACAACAACGGGACACUGCAGCUUCAGAUACACAACAACCGGACACUGCAGCUUCAGAUACACAACAACCGGACACUCCAGCUUCAGAUAUACAACAACCGGACACUGCAGCUUCAGAUACACAACAACCGGACACUGCAGCUUCAGAUAUACAACAACCGGACACUGCAGCUUCAGAUAAACAACAACGGGACGCUGCAGCUUCAGAUAAACAACAACGGGACACUGCAGCUUCAGAUACACAACAACCGGACACUGCAGCUUCAGAUACACAACAACCGGACACUCCAGCUUCAGAUAUACAACAACCGGACACUGCAGCUUCAGAUACACAACAACCGGACACUGCAGCUUCAGAUACACAACAACCGGACACUGCAGCUUCAGAUAAACCACAACCGGACACUGCAGCUUCAGAUACACAACAACCGGACACUGCAGCUUCAGAUACACAACAACCGGACGCUGCAGCUUCAGAUAUACAACAACCGGACACUGCAGCUUCAGAUAAACAACAACGGGACGCUGCAGCUUCAGAUAAACAACAACCGGACACUGCAGCUUCAGAUACACAACAACCGGACACUGCAGCUUCAGAUAUACAACAACCGGACACUGCAGCUUCAGAUAUACAACAACCGGACGCUGCAGCUUCAGAUAUACAACAACCGGACGCUGCAGCUUCAGAUACACAACAACCGGACGCUGCAGCUUCAGAUAUACAACAACCGGACACUGCAGCUUCAGAUAUACAACAACCGGACACUCCAGCUUCAGAUAUACAACAACCGGACACUGCAGCUUCAGAUACACAACAACCGGACACUGCAGCUUCAGAUAAACAACAACGGGACGCUGCAGCUUCAGAUUCAGAUACGGGAAGAAGGAUCACUAACAUGAUAAUAUAUCAAUAUUAG